AUGGCAGUGAUUGACGAAGGGAAGGACAGCUCGGGCGACACCAGCCUGGGUGACAUCACCACGUCCAAGGAAGGUUCAACGAGUCCGGCAGAAAACGGCUCAAAAGAUGAAGAGAAGCAAUCACAAGAAGCGCCAGACAGCUCCGAGACCACUUUGCAACCGGAGGCUCCUCCGCGUGAUAUCAACGACAACACCGUGGUUGCCGACCUACAGCCAGUCAUCAUAUUGGAGUUUGGCAACAUUCAGAAACUCUCAUGGCUCAGCGUUGCCUUUCUUCUCACCGCAACUGCCACCAAUCUGGCUUGGGGCCGCUUGUACAGCCAGUUCAACCCAAAGUGGCUCUACAUUUUCCACGUUGUUCUUUUUGAGGUUGGCUCUGUCAUAUGCGGCGCUGCGCCGACCAUGGAUGUAAUGAUUCUGGGCCGCGCCAUCGCUGGAGCUGGCGGUUCGGGAUUGUAUGUCGGCUGCAUGACACUCAUUUCUACCACCACUACCAUGGCCGAGCGCCCGCUAUAUGUCUCCAGCACCGGUCUCACCUGGGGUCUCGGCAUCGUUCUCGGCCCCGUCAUCGGCGGCGCCUUCAGCGAAUCUUCAGUGGGUUGGCGCUGGGCCUUUUACAUCAACCUUUUUAUCGGCGCCGUGUGCGCACCCUUCUACAUCUUCUUGAUCCCGAGUAAAGACCCUCGCCCCGGCGCGUCGCUUCGCUCUCGUUUUGCCGAGGUGGACUAUGCCGGUUUCACUCUCCAAGCCGGGGCACUCACCGCCUUGAUCCUGGCAGUCAACUUGGGCGGUGUUGUGUAUCCAUGGGACUCUGGCCGCAUCAUUGCGUUGUUUGUUGUUACCGGGGCCUUAUUCAUCAUACUCGGUAUUCAGCAAGUUUUCAACAUCUUCACCACACCCGAUCGGCGCACCAUCCCCAUUCAGUUCUUCCGCUCUCGUUCUGUCCUCAUCCUGUUUGUAGUCUGCGCUACCGGUGGUGCAGGCUCAUUCGUGCCCAUCUACAUGGUACCCAUUUUCUUCCAGUUUACCCGCAAUGACGGCCCAUUGGAUGCCGGUGUCCGGCUGCUUCCCUUCAUUGUCGUGAUGGUAGUUAUUGUCUUCAGCAACGGCGCUCUGAUGCCUAAGCUGGGAUAUUAUAUGCCAUGGUACCUGGUGGGCGGCCUUCUAGUUGUAGUGGGAGGCGCUCUCAUGUACACAGUGGAGCAAGACACGCCCACAAGCCGCGUGUAUGAUUACACGGUGAUCAUCGGCGCUGGAGUGGGCAUGUUUCUACAAGCUUCCUUCUCCGUCGUUCAAACGGUUGUGAAGCCGCUUGAUAUCCCUCCAGCCAUCGGAUUCAUCACUCUGGCCCAAUUCGUGGGAAUCACCCUCUCCUUGGCCAUCGCCAACGCCAUCCUCCUCAACUCCAGCCAAGAUAAGAUUGAACAAAUCUUGCCCAACACACCCUCAGCUGAUAUUCAAGCUGCAAUCCUGGGUGCCCGCUCAAGCCUUGUGCGUGGUCUCUCUGCAGAGCUCAGGACCCGGGUUCUCGAUGCUAUCGUCAAAGCCAUAGAUCAGACAUACACGCUGGUCAUUGCCGCCGGAGGGCUCACCGCUAUUCUGAGUCUCAUCAUGCGGCGUGAGAGACUCUUUGGGGCAAGCACUGGCAUUGCUGCCGCCUGA
Molecule: messenger RNA, 1662 nt
Organism: Colletotrichum aenigma
Lineage: Eukaryota; Fungi; Ascomycota; Sordariomycetes; Glomerellales; Glomerellaceae
Gene: patC-2
Product: Efflux pump patC
Exons: 2
Coding region: 1-1662 (553 amino acids)
Biological process (GO): transmembrane transport
Molecular function (GO): transmembrane transporter activity
Source: RefSeq, a predicted model, not a curated record